GUGCGGGUGUGUGCGGUCAAGUUUGGCUCGGCACACGAGAAAGAUACAUCAUGGAAACGACAUGGAAAGAGUUGAAGAAGAAUCUCAGCGUGAUUGAGAAGGCCGUGAAUGCAAACCAGAAGGAAAAGCUCGCGCGGGUGUUCCGGACGACGACCGCGGUGCGUCGCGGUCUGUCUGCCGUCGAACUCAAGCGUGCGAUCGCAGAAGUGUUAGCGGAGGACAACGAAAGCCGUUCGUUGCUGAUCAAGUAUGUCUCGUUGGUCAAGCCCGACGAGUCCGACGACGUGGACAUGAACGCCGGCGAAACCGACCCGGUCGUGAACGACGUCGAGAAGGACGACCAUUUGGACCGCAGCGACUUGAUCGAAGUCGAGAUCUACUUGAGUCUGCUUGUGAUCUCGAAGCUGUUCAAGGCCCAACUCGGCCGCGAAUCCCAGGCCCUCACUGACGCCGUCCGCGUGCGAAGUGCGCAAUUCAACCGUCGCAGUCUCGACAUCUUCGCCUCGCGGGCGUUGACGUACUAUGCGUAUGCCCAUGAACGCUUUGGAAACAACUACGCGGGUAUCCGUCCCGUCUUGCUCGCCGCGCACCGCACGGCGUGCCUCCGCAGCGACGAGAUCGGCCAAUCGACGCUGCUCAACUUGCUUCUCCGCAACUACCUGCACGAAAACCUGUACGACCAAGCGUUCAAGUUGGUGUCCAAGACCACGUUCCCCGAGGCCGUGUCCAACAACCAGUUUGUCCGGUACCUGUACUACGUUGGCAAGAUCCACGCAGUGCAGUUGGAUUACACGGACUCGUACACCAAGUUGAUGCAGUCGAUCCGCAAAGCGCCGCAAAACACGGCCGUGGGCUUCCGUCGCACCGUGCACAAGCUGGCCAUCAUCGUGCAACUUCUCAUGGGCGAAGUGCCCGAGCGCAGCAUCUUCAACCAGGACGAGUUCCAAGUCGCGCUGGAGCCGUACUUGAAACUCACGAAUGCGGUGCGUUUGGGCAACUUGGAAGAUUUUACGACCGUGUUGACGCACCACGCGGAAACGUUCAAAACGGACAAGACGUACACUCUGAUCUUGAGAUUGCGCCACAACGUGAUUAAGACGGGACUUCGUAAGAUCAACACGUCGUAUUCCAAGAUUCGAUUCACGGACAUUUGCGCGAAAUUGGCGCUCGACACGCCUCAAAAUGCCGAAUUCGUCGUGGCCAAGGCCAUCAAAGACGGCGUGAUUGACGCCGUGAUUGACCACAAGAACGGGUGGAUGCAGUCCAAAGAGACGGUGGACGUGUACGUGACCAACGAGCCCCAGCAAGCGUUUCACAAGCGCAUUACGUUUUGCUUAGACGUGCACAACGAAGCCGUCAAGGCGAUGCGCUACCCCCCGGGGGCAUACAAGAAGGACUUAGAAUCGGCAGAAGAGCGCUUGGAGCGUGAAAAGCAAGAGGAGGAGCUGGCCAAGGAGAUCGAAGACGAGUUGGACGACGGCAUCUAAUGGCGCAGACACACCGGCGAUGGCGAUGGACGUGAUAACAAUUCCCAUAACACGAAAAGUACAUGCUGCGUAUACAUGUAUGGCGUAGCUGGGAUGGACUUAAAGAGCAAGGUAGAAUGCGAUGGAUGGGAUGGAUCGCACGUAUAAUAAUAGAUAUAUGCGAAUUGGAUUCUUGUUAAAUCACUUCGGCGGUGGUUCCGUGCGUGGCCUUGCCGGUCUUUUUCUGGAACGAGUUGUUGCCGCGAACGACGCUCGGCAGCUCAGCGUCGCUCAAGCUCUUCUCGCGCACCAGACGCGCGUACUCGACCGCGUGCUUCUUGGAGAUGCGCCGCCCCAACACGAGCAUGUACACGGACAGCCCCACUUCGAGCGUCAGCGUCAUGAGCGCGACGACAGUGUACCCCUGGAGCUUGAGACAUCCCGUGCUGGACAAGUUGUGGUCCAAUGCGUUGGUGAGGCAAUACUCGCUGAAGUCGACGCCCGACAGGAACGGUUCGAGCAAGAUGGAGAUGGUCGCCACGGUCGUGGCAAUGAGCCCGAUGUGGAGGACGUAGAAGAAUUUGGACCCGUGGCGCUGCAGGGCGUUGAUGCAUGGACAGCAUUCCCGCAGCGUGUACAGAAACGCGUACGUGACCGAGAACAAUGCCGUGAUGAGGUAGAGCGAGAGCACGGCGAGGCCGACUUCCCUCGUCACGGCGAUCGCAGGAAGAAUCGUCAGCGCUUGCAGACUCAGGACAAUCAGCAACACGCACUCGUCCAGGAUGAUGCACAUGGCAAUAGAUAGCUGCUUUAGUCUAGGGCUUGUGCGAAACUGCCGACCGCACCGUCGUGGUGGUCGCGAUGAUGUUC
Molecule: messenger RNA, 2336 nt
Organism: Aphanomyces astaci
Lineage: Eukaryota; Oomycota; Saprolegniomycetes; Saprolegniales; Verrucalvaceae
Exons: 9
Coding region: 51-1487 (478 amino acids)
Biological process (GO): regulation of protein catabolic process; ubiquitin-dependent protein catabolic process
Cellular component (GO): proteasome complex; proteasome regulatory particle, lid subcomplex
Molecular function (GO): enzyme regulator activity
Source: RefSeq, a predicted model, not a curated record